GCAGAAACAAAUGAGACCAUGGCAAAGAAAGUGGCAGUGAUUGGAGCUGGGGUCAGUGGCCUGAUCUCUCUGAAGUGCUGUGUGGAUGAGGGACUGGAGCCCACUUGCUUUGAGAGGACCAAAGACAUCGGAGGACUGUGGCGGUUCCAAGAAAAUGUUGAAGACGGCCGAGCGAGCAUCUAUCAAUCUGUCAUCACCAACACCAGCAAAGAAAUGUCCUGUUUCAGUGACUUUCCAAUGCCUGAAGAUUUUCCAAACUUCCUGCAUAAUUCUAAGCUCCUGGAAUAUUUCAGGAUUUUUGCCAAAAAGUUUGAUCUCCUAAAAUAUAUUCAGUUCCAGACAACUGUCCUCAGUGUGAAGAAACGCCCAGAUUUCUCCUCCUCUGGCCAGUGGGAGGUUGUCACCGAGAACAAAGGCCAGGAGCAGAGUUCUGUCUUUGACGCAGUUAUGGUUUGCAGCGGCCACCACAUCCUCCCGCACAUCCCACUGGAGGAAUUUCCAGGUAUUGGGAGGUUCAAAGGACAGUACUUCCACAGCCGCCAAUACAAGUGCCCAGAGGGAUUCGAAGGGAAGCACAUCCUGGUGGUCGGAAUCGGAAACUCGGCAGCAGAUAUUGCCGUGGAGCUGAGUAAGAAGGCUGCUCAGGUAUUCAUCAGCACCAGAGGAGGCUCCUGGACCAUGAGCCGUAUCUCCAAAGACGGCUAUCCUUGGGAUAUGAUAUUCCACACCCGGUUUAAGUCCAUGCUCCAAGAUGUCCUGCCACGAAUAGUUGUAAAAUGGAUGAGGAACCAACAGAUGAAUCGGUGGUUCAGCCACGAAAAUUAUGCCCUCGAGCCUCAAAACAAAAACCUGAUGAAAGAAUCCAUAGUAAACGAUGAGCUUCCAAGUCACAUACUCCGUGGAGCCAUCAAGGUGAAAUCCAAAGUGAGAGAGCUCACAGAAACUUCUGCCAUCUUUGAGGACGGGACGGUGGAGGAGGACAUCGAUGUCAUUGUUUUUGCAACAGGAUACACGCCCUCUUUUCCCUUCCUUGAAGAUUCACUCGUUAAAGUAGAGAAUAAUAUGGUCUCGCUGUUUAAAUACAUGUUCCCUCCUCACCAUGAGAAGCCAACCCUUGCCUGCAUUGGCCUCAUCCAGCCCCUUGGUUCCAUUUUCCCAACUGUUGAACUCCAAGCUCGUUGGGCGACGAGAGUUUUCAAAGGCCUGUGUACCUUGCCUUCAGAGAAGACUAUGAUGGAAGACAUUAUCGAGAGGCACAAAAAAAGAAUUGAUCUGUUUGGGGAGAGCCAGAGCCAGAUACUGCAGACCAAUUACAUCAGCUACUUGGACGAGCUCGCUUUAGAGAUAGGUGCGAAGCCAGAGCUCCUGUCUCUCUUGUUGAAAGACCCUAAACUGGCUGUGAAAGUCUACUUUGGACCCUGCAACUCCUAUCAGUACCGCCUGGUGGGGCCCGGGCAGUGGGAAGGAGCCAGGAGAGCCAUCCUCACCCAGAAGCAGAGGAUACUGAAGCCCUUAAAGACCCGGGCUCUAGAACCCUCGUCUAAUUUCUCAGUUUCCUUCCUGUUGAAAAUCCUGGGGCUUCUUGCUGUUGUUGUGGCCUUUUUUUCCCGAUUUCUGUGGUUCUAAUCUGUCAGCCUACAGCUUUUGGCUUUAUUGUCAGUCAGUACCUC
This is a messenger RNA of Pteropus alecto (black flying fox), 1670 nucleotides long. It is a transcript of the gene FMO2, whose product is annotated as flavin containing monooxygenase 2. The transcript is spliced from 10 exons. Lineage: Eukaryota; Metazoa; Chordata; Mammalia; Chiroptera; Pteropodidae. The coding region runs from base 19 to 1626 and encodes 535 amino acids. Gene Ontology annotation, molecular function: N,N-dimethylaniline monooxygenase activity; flavin adenine dinucleotide binding; NADP binding. The record is from RefSeq and is a predicted model, not a curated record.